AUGGGUGAUUCUCAAAAGGAGAUAGAAGUUCCUUCCUUUUUUGUAUGUCCGAUUUCUCUAGAUAUCAUGAAAGACCCUGUAACUCUCUCCACAGGAAUAACAUACGAUCGUGAAGCCAUAGAGAAAUGGUUGUAUACUCGAAAGAACAGCACGUGUCCCAUCACCAAACAAGUUCUCACCGAUUUAGAGCUCACCCCAAACCACACCCUUCGUCGAUUGAUCCAAUCUUGGUGCACAAUUAAUGGGCCAUAUGGUAUCGAAAGAUUCCCCACUCCACGGAUCCCAAUCUCCAAAUCACAAAUCUUGAAGCUUCUACAAGAUUCUAAGUCUCCUAAUAUGCAGAUGAAGUGUUUGAAGAGGCUAAAGACGAUUGUUUUGGAAAGUGAUAUGAAUAAACGGUCAACGGAAGCAGUUGGAGCAGCUGAAUACCUAUCGUACAUCAUAUGUAACCCUAGUUCUUAUCUGUCGUCACCAUCACCGGCGAUUGAAGUUUCUCAGAUCGACGGAUUUGAUAAUUUGCCGACAGAUGUUGACGAAACGGUGAGCAUCCUUUACCACCUUCAUUUGUCAAAAACGGGCCUUAAAUCCUUGUUUGGAAGGACCGAUGAGUUUGUUGAUGCAUUGACUAGGGUGAUGGAACGCGCCACCAGUUCUGAGUCUCGCACCUAUGCCGUCUUACUGCUGAAGUCGAUGUUCGAGGUGGCUGAACCCAUUCAAAUGAUAUCCAUAAAGCCUCAUCUCUUGAAGGUGCUUACACAAAUAUUGGCCAAUCAAAUCUCACAAAAGGCAACAAAAGCUGCACUGAAAUUACUCAUCGGCGUUUGUCCAUGGGGUCGGAAUAGGAUAAAAGCGGUGGAGGCAGGAGUAGUUUCUGUAUUAAUCGAUACCCUCCUCGAUUGUACUGAUCAAAAGAGGGUCCCGGAGAUGGUGUUGACACUGUUAGACCAUCUUUGCCAGUGUGCUGAUGGCCGGGCUGAGCUCUUGAAACAUGGUGCAGGUUUAGCGGUGGUUUCCAAGAAAAUCUUUCGUGUUUCACAGGUGGCAAGUUCAAGGGCUGUGAGGAUACUGCAUGCAGUGGCAAAGUUCUCUGGAAAUACGAGUGUAGUACACGAGAUGUUGCAGUUGGGGGUGGUGGGGAAACUAUGUUUCGUGUUACAAGUAGAGUGUGGGAGCAAGACCAGCGAGAAAGCUAGCGAGAUUCUGAAGAUGCAUGCUAGGGCUUGGAAGAAUUCCUCAUGUAUACUCUAUGAGUUGGUUUCUUCCUAUCCUUCUUAG
Molecule: messenger RNA, 1275 nt
Organism: Lactuca virosa
Lineage: Eukaryota; Viridiplantae; Streptophyta; Magnoliopsida; Asterales; Asteraceae
Source: the annotation of a GenBank genome assembly